AAUGAAUGCCAAUCUCCAUGAAUUGAUCUGACAUGUUCUAUCAAUUGCAUGAUUGAUUUCUUAUACAAUGAAUAGUUGAUUCGCUACUUUGCUGAUUCUUGACAAUUAUGUUUUUCCCUAAGCUGCGUCGUCUGAACGUGCCACAACCCCCGCAGCCAGUCUACAUUAGUCCAUACAAAGCCAAGAAGCUAUGGCCGCCAGAUUUCUCAAAGCUGAGCCACAAGCACCAGUUCAGGCUGGAAAAGAGAUAUAAAAGACGCACAAAACUCAAAUGGGCCCGCCCAAGGUGGAACAAAGGGGUCAAAGUUGUACAGUUUACCGCCAUCACAUUUAGUAUUUUUUAUGCUCUUUUCUUCAUGGACCGUGAAAAGGAAAACAGGCUAGUAGAUCCUCUCCGUCGGUGGGCCGAUGACAAGUUGGGUUCUAUUUGGUCCAGCCCAGCGAAGCCUGCCGGUUCUUCCAGCCGCUCAUCUUUGAAAGAAGAGCAGUGACGACCUGUAAAUUGCAUAUGAUUUCUACGUUUGUCAUUUUGUUCUUGGUUUAGCAUAAGUCAGGAGUUGCAUUGUCACGUUGAAGGGAAUUCCUUCACAGUUACCUG
Messenger RNA from Xylona heveae TC161, 598 nucleotides. RefSeq lists its product as hypothetical. The record is from RefSeq and is a predicted model, not a curated record. The transcript is spliced from 3 exons. The coding region runs from base 108 to 491 and encodes 127 amino acids. Lineage: Eukaryota; Fungi; Ascomycota; Xylonomycetes; Xylonales; Xylonaceae.